This is a messenger RNA of Linepithema humile (Argentine ant), 3145 nucleotides long. RefSeq names its product 5'-3' exoribonuclease 2 Rat1 (gene Rat1). Gene Ontology annotation, biological process: nucleobase-containing compound metabolic process. Gene Ontology annotation, molecular function: 5'-3' RNA exonuclease activity; nucleic acid binding; zinc ion binding. Gene Ontology annotation, cellular component: nucleus. NCBI's taxonomy places the organism in Eukaryota, Metazoa, Arthropoda, Insecta, Hymenoptera, Formicidae. The record is from RefSeq and is a predicted model, not a curated record.
AUUGUAUAUACCGUGCUUGUACUCUGCGUUUGACUCAUCGAUUUAGGUUAAACAUCUUACAUUAAAAGAAGUGUAUAUUUUAUUUGUAUUGAUAGAUUUGUGUGUGUGUGAUUGAUUCAGAAAUUUUAAGUUUAUCUUAAAUAAAUUCUGAAGAAAAAAUGGGUGUACCAGCGUUUUUUCGUUGGUUAAGCCGAAAAUAUCCUUCUGUUAUUGUCGAGUGCAUUGAACAAAAGCAAGUAAGCGUAGAUGGAGUGUGUAUUCCUAUAAACUCUGCAGAGCCAAAUCCAAAUGGGGUGGAAUUUGAUAAUUUGUACCUUGAUAUGAAUGGUAUAAUACAUCCUUGCACACACCCUGAAGAUAAACCGGCACCCAAAGAUGAAGAUGAAAUGAUGGAAGCUAUUUUUGAGUGUAUCGAUAGAUUAUUUCGUAUUGUCAGGCCAAGAAAAUUGCUUUAUAUGGCAAUCGAUGGAGUUGCGCCCAGAGCUAAAAUGAAUCAGCAAAGAUCCCGACGAUUUCGAGCAUCAAAAGAAACAACAGAAAAAAUUAAUGAGAUACAAAGGAUACGUUCCGAAUUGGCUCUCAAAGGAGCUUUUUUGCCUCCUGAGAAACCGAAGGAAGCACAUUUUGAUAGCAAUUGUAUCACACCGGGUACCCCAUUUAUGGCAAGAUUAUCAACAUGCUUACAUUACUAUAUUCAUGAACGUUUGAAUAAUGAUCCAGGUUGGAAAAAUAUUAAAGUAAUAUUAAGCGAUGCAAAUGUUCCCGGUGAAGGAGAGCAUAAAAUAAUGGAUUUUAUUCGGCGACAAAGAUCGCAACCUGAUCACGAUCCGAAUACACAGCAUGUUUUAUGCGGAGCGGAUGCCGAUUUAAUUAUGUUGGGCCUCGCCACACACGAGCCUAACUUUACUAUUAUUCGCGAGGAGUUUAAGCCGAAUAAACCUAAGCCGUGUGACAUAUGCGGUCAGUUAGGGCAUGAAAUGCGAGAAUGUACGGGCGCAGAACCGAACCAGCAACAAGAGGAAAACGCAUAUGGAUCCGAAUGCCAGUACAUAUUCGUGCGAUUAAGUGUUCUCAGAGAAUAUUUAGAAAGAGAAUUAUAUAUGCCGAAUCUACCAUUCAAAUACGAUUUUGAACGAGCUGUCGAUGAUUGGGUAUUUAUGUGUUUCUUCGUAGGAAAUGAUUUCUUACCUCAUCUUCCUUCUCUGGAAAUUAGAGAAGGCGCAAUUGACAGGCUUGUUGCUCUGUACAAAAAAGCAGUGUAUAAAACUGGAGGUUUUUUGACCGAUAGUGGCGAUGUUAAUCUGGACCGCGUUCAAUUAAUAAUGUCAGACCUUGGUGAUAUGGAGGAUGAGAUUUUCAAGAAAAGGCAACAAAAUGAAUUGGCAUUCAAGCAACGUGAAAAAGAUAAAAAGAGGCGACAUGAAAUCAUCAGUAACUUUAAGCCGAAAUGGAUUACCGCAGGACAAUUUGCACCUACUGCUCUUGGACAAGCAGUAAAACCUGUACAAAAUGCUCGCUAUGAAGCUUAUCAAAUGCGUGUGCAGGGUAGGAAUUACAAUACGAACGCUGCUGAAAAUACGAAUGCCUUGGAAAGCAUGUUAAGACCUGAGAAUGCAGGUAAUAGAGGACAAAAACGUAAAAUUGAAGAAGUCACAGCAGACAAUGAAUCGGAUGAUGAGCAGUCACAUGAUGAGGUGCGACUUUGGGAAGACGGUUUUAAGGAUCGGUACUAUGAGUCUAAAUUUGAUGUGCCUCCCGAUAAUCUUGCAUUUAGAAAUAAUGUUGCUUUACAAUAUGUACGAGGCUUAUGUUGGGUCUUACGAUAUUAUUAUCAAGGUUGUGCGUCAUGGAGAUGGUAUUUUCCAUAUCAUUAUGCGCCGUUUGCAAGUGAUUUCAUUAAUAUCGGUGGUCUUUCUACAGAAUUUGAAAAGGGCACUGUACCAUUUCGUCCGUUAGAGCAAUUGAUGGGUGUAUUUCCCGCUGCUAGUUGUAAACAUGUACCUGUACCAUGGGCAAAGUUAAUGUCUGAUCCAAGAUCUCAGAUUAUUGACUUUUAUCCAGAAGAUUUUAAAAUUGACUUGAAUGGAAAGAAAUUUGCUUGGCAAGGUGUGGCUUUACUUCCAUUCGUUGACGAAAAAAGAUUAUUCAAGGCUUUAGUGCCAUAUUACGAUAGUUUGACAGAAGCAGAAAAAAAAAGGAACAUUCGCGGUGACGACAGAUUGUAUGUUGGUACAGAAAACAGUGGCUAUAGUUUUGUAAAGGGUUUAUAUACAAAUCGCUUAGGAUACAAUAAGGAAAUUGAAAUAAGUGUAGAUGGAAUGCGAGGUACUGUACUUUUAUCGGAAGAUUGUGUGAGUGACGGGGGCACAUUACCUUCACCUGUACGGGGUUUACCAGUUAGGAAUAAUAAAGUGUACUGUGUUAGUUACAAGGAUCCUACAUACAGCUGCAAUCAUAUUUUUCUUGCUCGUAAAUUAAAAGGAGCUAAGGAACCUCCGCGCGUCUUAAAACCGCAAGAUUUUGAAGCUAUGAAUCGGAAUAAUGGGAACCAAUGGAAGCCACAAAUCGGUUUUGUUCGAUCUACGCAAUCUGCUUCGUUGGGACAGGCAGGACACAGAAUGCUCGAACAUCACACAAACCACAGUAGACCGCCAAUCUAUGCGAAUAUUCCGCCACCGAUGAAUUUAUAUCAACAAUUUCAUGGUUAUCGUAGUAGUAACCAUCAAUCAGGAUAUGGUUACAAUAGUGCCAGUUCGAGUCAGACACGUGGACCAUGGGCAUCUGGUUUUCGCUCGCCUAAUUAUUCUCACGCGCCUUUGGAAUAUCAACAACAUCGUAAUCAUUACAAUAAUCAGUCACAGUCAUCACGAAAUGCCACCAAUUACCAGAGCACACAGCAAAGUUACCACAAUCAACGAGGGAAUUACUCUUCGACUCGAGGAGGGGGUGGAGGAGGCCACCGUGACAAUUGGCGACGAUCGAUGUAAAUAUUAUUAAUGUAAAAGGCACAAGUAUUAACUUUGUCGCACAUCAUGUAAUAAUUAAGAUUGCAUUACUAAAGGAUCACUGAGCAUAAUAAUUAUUAUUUAAGAUUUAACGAUUAUUAAUAUCAUUGUUAAAAUACGUAUUCUAUUUAUACGAGUGU